AUGGCGAAUCCCCCCGGUGCUCCUGGUCCGGCUCCAGGAUCCGGACAGAGCUCGAAUUCCGGGCUUCCCUACCUGAAUUCCCCAUUUGGUGACACAACGUACACGAAGGUCUUCGUUGGUGGCUUGGCGUGGGAGACCCAGAGUGAGACGUUGCGCCGCCACUUUGAGCAGUACGGGGACAUCCUCGAGGCCGUGGUAAUCACCGAUAAGAACACCAGGAGAUCGAAGGGCUAUGGCUUUGUGAGUAUCUACUGUCAUCGUCCUCGAUUCACCGCGAUUAAUGCAAAGGAGAUCUUCCUUCUCCCCAACUCAGAGAUGUAAUCCUCGGGCGAUGGCUUGCUUUGGAGGUUACAGGUGACUUUCCGUGAUCCUGAGUCUGCAGCGAGAGCCUGCGCCGAUCCAAGCCCUACCAUAGAUGGUAGACGGGCGAAUUGCAACCUGGCUUCUCUUGGGCGCCCCCGGCACCCUCCGACGCAGGGUAUGCCAUCUUUUCCCUAACCUUGCUUACAUGGGUCUUCUUUUGCCCAUUUUCUCUGGCUCAAGCUCGUCGUAUUAUAUUCAUCACAGCUCUCGGAAGUAAGUGAUCCUUUUUGGUUUUCCCUCGACGUGUUUACACAUCUACAUGAUCAAAUCCAGGUGUUUUCUGGCUUUUGCUUGAUUUUGUGGGCAUACCUCAUCAUUUGGUCCUUUACUUGUAUGGCGUUAAUGGGGGAAUCAAUUGGGGAUGAUGAUUGCAGUUUAUGUGCUUAGAAUUUGAAUGGAUAUUGCCUAAAAUCCUAGACCCAAUUCUAGAAACGAGGACCCUUUUGAAAAAAAUUAUUCUCAGGUGCUUCCUAUAAUUUAAUAUUUACACAUUAUUUUAAAUUUAACUGAGAUUUAAUCUGUUUUGAUGCGUUAUAACUGUCUCAUCUUUGCGGAGCUGCAAAUCUUCCCAAGGCUCCACAAUUUCAUCUGUCAUUUUCUCCUCUAAUCCAUACUAUUCGUUUCCUCAAUUUUUUUCUGGAAAUUGAAUAUUUUAAAGCAAUAAAAUAAAGCGAAUGAUACCUUUUAUUCUUCUCUAUCUGAUCUCCCGAAUGGCAGUAUGUCCUAGAAGAAUAAGUGAUUGUAAGAUUCAUCCAGUCAUGUAUAUAUGACUAAUUUCCAAACACUAAACAGAGCCAUCUCUAUAACUUAUGGCGAUCAUAAGAAGUUCUUGGGAAGAUUACAGAAACAACUUUUUUCUCUCUCUGUAAAGAAUUCUUUGAAAAAUACUGGAUGACUCAAUAUGUGUUAUGAAUUUUUUUGAGGGCAUAUCGAGAGAGAAGUUCCGCUUCAGGAUUUCCUGAAUUGACAAAACACUUUUUGGAGGUUUUUAUUAAUCUCUAACUCAUCUAACUAUAAAUAAACAACUUUUCUCGUGAAGGCUCUGGUGAAAUAGAUAUCUUGGCGCAUCUCUGAAGUGCUCACUGCAUGCUUGGUCCGAAAUUAAAAUGCACCUAUGGCAACACCGACGGCUUUCUUUAAGGGGCAUGAUUUGUAUUUAGAAAGCAAAAAAGUUUGAAUCUGAUACCUUUCAUCCUUCUCUGCAUGAAAUAUUUUUAAGUAUCUUUGUGGUAUAUAUUUUAUUGCUGUGAUGGUGUGUUGUCUUUCCAUUUAUGCUGUUUUACCCUUUUUAGCACGCCCAGGUACAGCGGGCCCAUACAUUGGAGGUGUGCCAGUUCCACAUGGGGCUUAUGUGGGAAGCUCUGGUUAUCAACAUCUGCUGCCUUACGGCUACAACCAACAAGGUUUUCCCUAUCUACCAUACGGGUGAGUUUGUCAGAAUGCUGCUUCUUAGUCAUGCUGUCUGGAUGGAUAUCUGGAUUCAAGUAAGCUGGGGUUAUAUCAGUUGACAUCUCUUAACAAAAGACAAAAAAAGGAAAGGAAAGAAGAAGGAAGAGGCUCUACAACAAGGGAGUUUAGGUUGAUAUGUGCAUUUGUGGAACAUUAGUGGCCGUAAAGGUGGGUGAGCAGGGAUAAUCAGAGUUUUGUUAGGCUUCGUCGUUGUUUUUUUAUAUAUAUAUUAUUAUUAUUAUUAUUAUUAUUAUCAUUUUAUAUGGAGUAAGAAAGAUAAAUGUAGGAAAAUUAUAGCUCCGAAAUCAUAAACGUUAUUUUCUUUCUUGGAUGUGAGGCUUAGUUUGGUGGAAUGUGAAGGAGAGAGGGGUUACUCAUUAAUGUCUCUUCACAAGUUACCCAACACUGCAGAGUAAGCAUCUGGCAUACAUCUAGAAAAAUGUCGAAAAGAAGCAGUCAAUAUUUCUUAUAAAUUAAUAUUAUUUUCGCCCUCUGCAUUUCUGGUUUUUGUUACCAAAAUAAAAAUUUGAAUAAACAUUGGAUAUGAGAAUCCUCUUUAAAAAAAUGUGCCACUAUCCUUAUGCAGGUAUGCAGCAUAUGGAUCCGAGUAUGCCUCGUAUCCUCAGGUUAUGUUAUCCUGUCAAGAAAAAAUAUUCUCCUCUGGAGAUUUAUGAUCAGUAUAGUAUGUGCUCAUAUCUACUUGCUUUAUGUCAUUUCUUUCAGAUGUACAAUCCAUACACGGGGCAGCAGUUCGUUCAGGUAUAUGGUGUUCCUGCACCUGUGAAUAGCAUGGCCUACCCAUUGGGGCAACCUGGUCAACCUGGUCAACCUGGUCAACCACUUCCUGGUGGGCCAGGCUAUAUGGCAUUCCAAAACUAUCAAGUGCCAAAUCAGACCCUGCUGCAAUUCGGCGCACCAAAUGUCAAUGGAGUAGCUCCUGGAGGCCUCUCUUCUGUCCAAUCUUCAUUUCCUCCAGGUACCUUCUUUGGUAUCAAACUUUAUAGUACUUACAUGAAGAGGACAUCUCGUCGUUUGCCCACUUUCCAUUCUUGGGUAUGUCUGUGAAUUGUCCAGGGCAUUGUUCUUGGGAGAUAAAUCAAAAUCAUGACGAUAUUUCUCACAUAUAAUACAUUUAAAUGGUAUCUUACUCUCUUUCUGGCAACAAAAAUGGAGUUUAAUCUUGGAAGUUUCGACGUCUAAUAUCCAGGAGCAGCACAAUUUCCUCAAUCGCACCUUGUAGUGACAGUUCCUUCACCACAGUUCUCACAGGGAAAUGGCUCAGACCAGACGGCAGGUUGA
This is a messenger RNA of Spirodela intermedia, 3111 nucleotides long. Lineage: Eukaryota; Viridiplantae; Streptophyta; Magnoliopsida; Alismatales; Araceae. The record is from the annotation of a GenBank genome assembly.